UCCGCAGUUUGGCUGCAUUGUACCUAACAGCCAUUUAGCCCCACUGUGCUGUUUGUCUGUCUGUUGCUGUCUGUGCGUCUGUUAACAGGAAUAACGCCGAUGUGGAAACUCUGGGAAUAUCACAUCCACUCAUGGAAUACCUGGGAAUAGUUUUGUUUUCGUCCAGGCCCGAGAACUGACUCCAAAAUGUCGGUGUUUCCCGCUGUUUUCCAGUUUUCUCCGGGAUGUGAGCGUGUGAUGGCUGCGGUCCAGUGAACUGGGAGCACGUUGACUGGUCUGCCCGUUCAAUCCACCAGUUCUGGAGCUUGUCUCCGCUGUUUCAUUGGGAUUACCGGGGCCCAUGGAGUGUACAUGAACACGGUUCGGAUAGGGAUUUCAAACGGGAAUUGAAGACGUGUGAACCCUGCAGCCCUAGUGUCACUACAUCUUGUCAGCAUGGUAUGAAGAACCGUUGGAGCUGCUGAGGUGUCUGUGGGUUGAUGUGAAGGAAGCGAUGUGGGGAGCAGGGUGGAGGCGCGGGGUCCAGCCCUGAGGAGGCGUCCUGCGGCUGGGAGGAGCGUGGCCCUCCUGUGGCCCUCCUGCGGCGCUCCGGGACGCUCCUACUAAGAUGUCCCUCAGCAGCGGCCCUGCAGGCGGGAAAGGUGUGGACUCCAACGCGGUGGACACGUACGACAGUGGCGAUGAGUGGGAUAUCGGUGUUGGCAAUCUGAUCAUUGACCUAGACGCCGACUUGGAGAAGGACAAACUAGAGAUGUCGAGCAGUAAGGAGGGAGGGGGCAUGGCGGCCCCUCCCAGUGCAGUGGCUGCUUUACCUGACAAUAUAAAGUUUGUUAGUCCUGUAGCCGCUGCGCAGGGCAAAGAGAGCAAAUCCAAAUCCAAACGUAGUAAAAACUCUAAGGAGAGCGUUAAGGCCCCAGUCUCAGACGGAGCUAAGAAAGAGGUUCAGAGUCGGGCCCCCGGGGACCCUCCACCCCAGAACCCCAACUCUACCCCCACCAAGGGAACUGACAAGUCUAGUAAACCCUCUCGAACCCUCCCUGCUGUGAAAAAGGACAAAGAUGGGGUGUCUGGGAAAACUAAAAAGGAUAAAAUGGAGGUUGUGGCCACAGGAGUGGUGAACACUGAGAAAGAGUCUGUGGCCCCCAUCCUGCCAUUAGGGGCCCCUCGCAGUGGGCCCUUUGAGGGCCAACAAAACCCUGAGUUAGCUGCAGCCGAGCAGCUCGGGAAUAUGGCACUGGACUCGGCAGGGAUUGGCCAGCCUGUCACCAUGAACACAGAGCAAGGGGAGGUGGACAACGGUGAAUGCCGAAAUCUGAAGAAAGUCGUCGGUGUGAAGAUGGAGUCUCCGGUCUCCACCCCUGCUCCUCCUCCCCUCCACCUCCUCGCUCCCAUCACCAGCAGUGACAUCUCGUCUCCCUGUGAGCAGAUCAUGGUGCGCACGCGUUCAGUAGCAGUUAACACGGCGGACGCUGCACUGGCGACCGAGCCGGAGUGCCUGGGACCCUGUGAGCCAGGCACCAGCGUCAACCUGGAGGGCAUCGUGUGGCAGGAGACUGAGGACGGCAUGCUGGUUGUCAACGUCACCUGGAGGAACAAGACGUAUGUUGGGACCCUGCUGGACUGCACAAGGCAUGACUGGGCUCCUCCGAGGUUCUGUGAGUCUCCCACCAGUGACGUGGAGAUGCGGAGUGGCCGUGGUCGGGGAAAGAGGAUGCGUCCCAGCAGCAACACUCCAUUGAACGACAACAGCAACUCCUCAGACAACAAAGGCAGCGGCAGCAGCAAGACACGUGGUGCAGCUGCCAACAGCAAAGGUCGGCGAGGCAGUCAGACGGCCGGCGGCGCCGAGGACGUCAAGGCCAGUCCUUCCUCUGCUAAGAGGAAGACCAAACCUGCCUCUGAUAUGGAACCCACCUCCAGCUCAGAGGACACCAAGGCUUCAAAGCGAAUGAGGACUAAUUCCACAGGUGCUGCUCUUCCCCUCCCCGGAGGUAAAUCUGACCCCCUGCCCCCUCCACAGCUGGAUCGGACCUGUUCCUCCCCCGUGCUCAUAGACUGUCCACAUCCCAACUGCAACAAGAAGUACAAGCACAUCAAUGGGCUGAAGUACCAUCAGGCUCGAGCCCAUAACGACCACGAUGUCCGGUUGGACCAGGAUGGCGACAGUGAAUAUGGAGAUGAACCCGCCCUCCACCCUGACCCUGCCUCCUGCAAUGGUGCCGCCAUCUCCCCCGCCCGCUCCACUACACCGAAGGGACGGGGGUUUGACGCCCCAUCCCCCUCACCAGGCAAACUGACAUCAAAGGGGAAGAAGAAGACGGGUGAGGCUGAGCCCGAGGUGACGGAUGGCGGUGAGGAGGGGGCGUGUUUGACAGACGAGGCAAGUAACGACGGGAUGGACGACAGAAAGUCCAAGAAGAUGGCAGCUGGAGGAAAGUCUGAAAAACUGACCCAGAAAGGCCUGAAGCCGGCCCGACCUGUGGCCCCCUCAGUUCCCAGCGCCCCCUCGCCCUACGCCCUGCAGGCGUCCUCUCCUGCUGUGGGCUCAGUGGUUCAGUCUGUCCCCAAGAGCCCUCAGCUGAAGACCAUGCAACCUAAACCCCCUCCACUGGCUGACCCCGCCUCCAGCCCCACCCUCCCCAAGGACAAGAAGAAGAAGGACAAGAAGAAGCGGGAGGGAGGGAAGGAGGGGGACAGUCCCAAGUCGAUGGGUAAGGGAGGGAGGCCAGAGGAGGGGAAGAGCCCAUACUCUGACUCGUCUGACCCUUUGCUCAAUGGCUCCUCAGAAGCUCAUCAGAGCCGGCUGGCUAGCAUCAAGGCCGAGGCUGACAAGGUGUACAGCUUCUCAGAUAACGCUCCCAGCCCAUCCAUCGGCGUGGCCAGCAGGAUUGAGGCCGGCCUCGGGCCUCCACACCUCAACCAAAAUGGAGCCGACAAUGCGUCCGUCAAAACCAGCAGUCCCGCCUACUCCGACAUCUCUGACGCAGGAGAGGAUGGAGAGGGAAAGGCAGAGGGGGUGAAGGUCAAGUCUGAGCCUGACCAGGGGGCUCGUGAAGGAGCCAAAAAGGCGCUGUUCCCGCCACAGGCUCCCAGCAAGGAUUCACCCUACUACCCCAACUACGAUUCCUACUACUCUCCCAACUACCCCAACCCCAGCCCAGGAGCAGCACCCACAGCGCCACCUCAUGUGGAAGGAGCUCAGGUAAAGGUGAAGAAGGAGGAGGAGCAGCCAGAGGUGGGGGAGGAGCUCAAACUGAAGGUGGAACCUCAAGAGGAGAGGAAGGUGGAGCCAGGACUUCAGCAGCCGUCAGUCAUCCAGCAGCGCUCCAACAUGUACACCCAGCCUCUGUAUUACAAUCAGUACUAUGUCCCCCCGUACUCCUACGCACCCGACCAGGCCUACCACGCCCACCUGCUGGCCUCUAACCCCGCCUACCGCCAGCAGUACGAGGAGAGGCAGCGGCAGGCCGACAAGAAGGCUGAGGGCAAAGAACGGGAAGCGAGUGGGAAAGAGGAGUGGAAGCAGAAGGCCUCGGUGCCGCCCACCCUGUCCAGAGCCCCCAGCCUCACAGACUUGGGCGCUAAGGGGGUGUUGAACCCAGCAAAGCCCAAAGAGCCCCCACAAGCCUCUGAACAGGCCAAGUCGGUCAUCAUGUCAAAGGGAGAGGACCCCAAGGCCCUCAACGCCCAGCCUGAGGGUCUAAAGAUGAAGCUGAGUGAAGCAGGGCAUCAUGGGAAAGAGGAGACCAAGCCAGGGGUGGAGUCCAACAGGCCGACUGGUGUAGAACCCGCCUUGUGGUACCGACAGGAGCCGGACUCGCGCUUGUGGCCCUACGUUUACCCCAACAAAUACUCAGAAGCGCCUAAACCGCAGGAGGAGGACAGGUGGAAGGAUGAGAGGGAGAGGGAGAGGGAGCGCGACAGGAAAGGGAAGGAGGAGCGGCAGCGGCCAAAAGAGGGCCUCUUGAAAGAGGAGGUGAAGGAAGGGGCGGAGGGUAGGACUCAGGUGCCUCCAGAGGAGCACCGGGGAGGAGGGAAGGAGGCCCGCCCCCCCCACAUGCAGUUCUCCUCCCCCCUGGCCCAGCACCAGAGCUACAUGCCCUACAUGCACGGACCCUACGCCUACAGCCACGGCUAUGAGCCCAGCCACCCCGGCUACAGAGGCAUGCCCUCCGUCAUGAUGCAGAACUACCCCGGCUCGUACCUGCCGGCUGGUUACUCCUUCCCCUCGUAUGGAGGGAAGGUGGCAGCGGGGGAGGAGGGAGAGAAGGCGUCCAGGUCCAGUCCCACGGUGAAGCCGCCCAGUGAGGCCAAAGCUCUGGACCUGCUGCAGCAACACGCCAGCCAGUACAAGAGCAAAUCCCCGUCCAUCCAAGACAACAAGACCCCACAUGAGAGGGAGCGAGAGAGAGACCGGGACAGAGACAGGGAGCGAGAGAGAGACCGGGAGAGAGAAGGCGACAGGCCGCGGUCCUCGCCGUCCCAACGCAUCCUGCCGACCCAUCAUCACCUGGGCUACCCGCUGCUGCCGGGACAGUACGACCUGUCAUACGCCUCAGGCCUCUCCUCCUCAGCCAUAGUCGCCAGUCAGCAAGCGUCUGCCCCGUCCAUGUACCCCCCCGCACGGAGGCAUACCUGAUUGGCUGACCUCCACCCCGCCCGGAGUCAUGUGACCACAUCACAUGAGGAAGCGUUUCUGUUUCAACAUCAGUUCAAUGGUGUUUGUGUACGUUUGAUUUCUCUGCCUGGACGUCCAGCCAGCUGAGCCGCCCCUCGCUGGACUGCUGAGGCUUCAGGAGGACUGAAGGCCUGAUACUGGUUCUACUGGUCCUGCUGCUUCCAGACGGUACCUUGGUGCUCGGGUGGGUGGGCAGUGGAGGCUGUGUUGUUUUGGAGGCAGGCGAGUCGGACAGUUCGGGGCGGCAGCAAGGAGCGUUCAGAGUCAUGACGGCAUCCUGCUGCAGUUGAGGCGGUCGCGGGGGCAGUCACUUCCUGUUAGCCAAGCCUUUGGUUGCAUGGCACCCUUCUGUGACGCCAGACUUUAUCCACAGUGACCUCUGACCUCUGAGAACCAGCGACUCGGCCCUGAACGCCACAGGACGUCGUUACGCUUUGACCUGGAAGUACCUCAGCUUCACAGGAAAUUUAAAAAAUACUGUGGGCGGAGGAGGACGGACCAAUCAGAGGACAGCGUUCGUACUGAUGCUGCAUCCUCAGACUGACGGGCGGCGUCAGACUCCUCCUCCUCCUCAGUGUGUAGCUGUACUGUACUCUGUGUAUGUAUGUGUGUGUGUGCGUGUGUGUAAAUACUGUACAGAGGAAUUAUUUUAAAGAGCCUGUUGGAUGCUGUUCGAUUUCCUACUCUUCUUUUUGUCUGGUAGCCUCUGCCUCUGUUUUUCUACUGUUGUUGAUCUGAUAUUAAACCUGUAGCUGGUGGCGCCCGAA
Molecule: messenger RNA, 5445 nt
Organism: Acanthopagrus latus (yellowfin seabream)
Lineage: Eukaryota; Metazoa; Chordata; Actinopteri; Spariformes; Sparidae
Gene: znf609a
Product: zinc finger protein 609a
Exons: 10
Coding region: 608-4639 (1343 amino acids)
Biological process (GO): regulation of transcription by RNA polymerase II
Cellular component (GO): nucleus
Source: RefSeq, a predicted model, not a curated record